AUGUCUACUACCAUUACAAUCAGCAGCAAUAGUCCAAUUGUCAUUCGCCAUGAUGGACCCAAUGGCCAUGCGAAUGGACUUACCAAUGGAUAUGUUAAUGGCGACAGUCAGAACAGAUUCAUUGAAUAUGCCAAUAGUGUCACUACGAAUGGACACAAUACACAUUUCACUGCCGAACCGGGACUUAACGAUGCACCAGAUCGUGUAAAGUUCGCUUAUUGGGUCCCUAACGUUUCCGGUGGUUUAGUUAUAUCGAAAAUUCCGCAGAGAACAAGUUGGGACUACGAAUCGAAUGUGAGAUAUGCGCAGACUGCCGAGGAGGUUGGAUUCGAAUAUGCUCUCACGCAAAUUCGAUUCAUGGCAGGAUAUGGAGCUGAUAACCAACAUGAAUCCGUCUCCUUCUCACAAGCACUUCUCCAUAAUACUAAGAAACUGAAUGUCAUCGCGGCCUUAUUACCUGGACCUUGGAAUCCAGCCGUCGCCGCUAAGCAAAUUGCUAGCAUCGAUCAUUAUACAAAUGGAAGAAUAUCUGUGAAUAUUGUUUCCGGUUGGUUCAAGCAAGAGUUCACAAGCAUUGGACAAUGGUGGCUGGAGCAUGCUGAGCGAUACAGGCGUAGUAGGGAAUUCAUCGAAUGUUUGAAAGGGAUUUGGACUUGCCCAAAAUUCUCAUACAAAGGGGAUUUUUACCAAUUCCAUGAUUAUCCAUUGUCACCAAAGCCACUCAAUUUACCCGGUCGGCCACAUCCUCUCAUUUUCCAAGGUGGAAAUUCAAUUGAUGCUCGGGAAAAUGGAGCAUCGGUAUCCGAUUAUUAUUUUAUGAAUGGCAACACCCUUGAAGGAUUCCAAGAGCAAAUUGCCGAUGUCAAAGAGCGAGCGCGGAAGCUCGGCCGUGAAGAGAAAAUACAUUUUGCUGUCAAUGGUUUUGCUAUCGUCAAAGAAACGGAAGAAGAGGCCAUACAACUACUCUCCGAAAUUCAAGGCAAAGCCGACAGAGAAGCUGUGAAUGCCUUUUCGGAUGCAACAAAACAAGCUGGCUCAUCAACAGGGAAUAAGAAGGGCAUGUGGGCAGAUAGCAAAUUUGAGGAUUUGGUGCAAUACAACGAUGGGUUUAAAACAAAAUUGAUCGGAACAGCUGAACAAGUGGCCGAUAGAAUUUUGUUGUUGAAAAGCUUAGGAAUUGAUAUUGUUCUAAUUGCAUUUUUGCACUAUGAGGAUGAUAUUCAGAACUUUGGUGAAAGGGUUUUACCAUUGGUUCGAAAGCUGGAGAAGGAAGGAAGAGGGAAAAAUGCCGAGGAUGAAAUUUUAAGGACUGGAGACGUUUACCGUGCAAAAAGGUGA
Botrytis deweyae is the source of this 1338-nucleotide messenger RNA. RefSeq lists its product as uncharacterized. The transcript has 3 exons. The coding region runs from base 1 to 1338 and encodes 445 amino acids. NCBI's taxonomy places the organism in Eukaryota, Fungi, Ascomycota, Leotiomycetes, Helotiales, Sclerotiniaceae. Gene Ontology annotation, molecular function: alkanesulfonate monooxygenase activity. Gene Ontology annotation, biological process: alkanesulfonate catabolic process. The record is from RefSeq and is a predicted model, not a curated record.